UUUGAUACGAGAAUUACGUUUCCGAUAAUUUUUCAAAGAUGGCGACCACUGGUACCAAUGAGACAACUUCAAGCAAAGGCAGUAUCCCAGAUACUGACAAAGACUUUGACCCAUCUGCAGACAUGCUUGUUCAUGACUAUGAUGACGAGGCUACACUGGAAGAAGAGGAAAACUUGAGUGGUGCUGAGAGUGUGACAGAGGAGCUCAAUGAUUUGGAACAAGAAGGGAACAUGCCUCUAGAGCAGCUGCUGGCGAGGUAUGGAGCACAGACAGCCGAGGAGGCCAGCAACAACUCUCUGGACUCCCAGGGACAGGACACACGGUCCAGCAGUGAGGAGGAGAUACUCAGUAACCAGGACCUGACAUUGGAUAAAGAACAGAUCGCACGUGACCUGCUGUCGGGGUCAGAUGAGAACGAGGAGGAGAAUGCAGAUGUGGAUGAACUACUGGAGACUGUUACCUCCUCACAGACUGCCAGGCUCCUCAGAUCCCACAGUCAGCCUGGCAGUGAAGACAGUGAUUCAGAGGAGGACCUGGACUAUAGACCUGAGGAAGAAUGGAAAAAGAUUGCAGUGAUGGAAAUCAGUACAAGAUACAAGCUAGCUAGCCCUACAGUGACGAUCUCAGUGGGGUCGGCCUACCAGGCCAGUGUACCAGAGGGUCUGUGCGUGUACGGGGAUGCUCCAGCUUAUGAGAACGAGGACAGGCUGCUAUGGGACCCCAGCAGAAUGAUUGACAGUGAAGUGGAAAAAUAUUUGGAAGAGAUUCACCUUCAGUGCCUGCAGACAGCCAUAGGGGUCCAUGCAGUGCCUACAGGGGCCCAUGUACGGGACGAUGAACAGGCUUUGUACCUGUUACUCCAAUGUGGUCACAACAAAGAAGAGGCACUUAGACGGAGGAAAAUGCAAGCAAUUCCUGCCACAGAUCCAAUGAGUCUGUGGUCUGAGGAGGAAUGCAGCAAUUUUGAGACCGGUCUCCGCUUCUAUGGGAAGGACUUCUACAUGAUACAUCAAAAUAAAGUGAAAACUCGCUCUGUUGGAGAGUUGGUUCAGUUUUAUUACCUCUGGAAGAAAACUGAGAGACAUGAUAUAUUUGCAAACAAGACACGGCUGGAGAAACGACGAUACACAUUGCAUCCUGGAGUAACGGAUUACAUGGAGCGUUUCCUAGAUGAGCAGGAAUCCUCGGCGCCAUCGUUACCCAACAGGGACCGGUCAGCCAGCCCCGUCCAUUCCCUGCUUUACGGGGACCCCAAACGUAACCACCUCAAGCCCCCUGCACAUCCGGACCCAGGGGCACGGGGCGACUCCGAGAAGGGGUCUGCAUUCCAACCCAUUCACCCCGGAGUUGACUUUAACACUGCCACCACCACCAUACCUUGUAUCAUGCCUGAGACACCUAUACACAAGGCUGCUGAGGUUGAGAACAUAGGUGCCAACAAUGGACUUCCAGAGAAUAGUUAUAUUCCACCUUUAAAGAAAUCAAGACUUGAUCAUUCUGUUGCAGAGCAUAGUGUUUGUGAGCUAGAUAAAACUGAUCUCAGUUUAAAGACUAAUUCCACUGAAGCACAUUUAAAGCUUAUAGACCCUAUUAAAAUUCUCUCUGUUGAAAGUCAACAGUCUAAACAUGUGGACCCUGGGGUCCUUCCUAUAUCUAGUGUGGGGCUAACUGGUGGUGAUCUUGCUCAAACAAGGAGUGCAGAAGUUUCCCAGUGACAUUCCAACCUUGUCCAAUCAAUUUAUUCAGGAAUUUGUGCUUUUCAUUGGAUAUCAAAAUAUUUUGUAUUAAGUUCUUGUGCAAUAUUUCAGAAUUAUAAUUUUAAGCUGUCAAAUGAGGUUAUUGAAAGACCUUCAGUCAUAAUGCUUUUUCUUGUUUGUACGGAAGUUGGUAUAAGGAAGUAAAUUUAAGCUUUAACCUUUGUUAAGGGUUAAAUGAAAAUGACACAUACAUGUAUGUGAGAGUGAUGGAAUGUUUUGUUAAAAUUUAUACUAAUAGUCUGUUCUCAAUUGUGUUCAUUUUCAUGUUGCCUUGAUAUUUUUAUAGUGAUAAUAGCAAAAAAGAAAAUCUAGUACUAUUUAGAUUUGUUACGUCGUUUUAGUAAAAAGAUCUGGCAUUGUUCGCUGUAAAGAGUAUGUAUGAGCCUUUCUCUGGAUAUACCAGACUUAAUGCUUGUGUGUAAAGUGUCGUCCCAGACUAGCCUGUGCAGUGUAAAGUGUCGUCCCAGACUAGCCUGUGCAAUACAAUAAGGCUAAUAUGUGACAACUCUUUCCGUCUAGAAUAUAUUUUCGCUCACAAGAGACUGUCUUUAAACUAAAAAUUCAGUAAAACUGGAAAGUGUCUUCCCUCAUUAGCCUGUGCAGACUGCAUGCGCUAAUCAUUGGAGAUACUUUUCGCACUUGCAUUUUGCCUGGUUUUCCAAUACAGCAGUAUUAUUUAGCUUAAAUUAAAUAAGAUGAAAAAUGGCAGUUUCCUAGUAAAAGUAGUUUGUUUAAUUCAUAAUUCAGUUUUUUUGUGAGUGACACAACACUUUGCUGUUACUUUAAUACACGAUGCUUUGCAAUUCUGCAUGUCUGGCCCAGUUUUAAAAAGUCCAGCUCUGAAAUGUUGGAAAUGAAAACAAUCGCAGCUUACAUGUUAUACAUGUUUUCAGUUGCAAAUGUUUUAUAUUAAUUUAAAGCCACACACCUUGAAAUAAAAUACAUGUUAAUCAAUACAUAAAGAUGCAAUUUGAAAGUGUACAAAUUGUCAUUAAAUCUAUAGCCUAGUAAGCAAGUAAUUUUUUUUUAGUUUUAAAACCAAAAGUAGAAUUUCUAUACGUAUACGUCCAUUUCGACAAACGUGAUUAUGUUUAAGUUUUAAAGCGCAAAAAAGACGGAUUUCUACCUUGUAACCACCAGAUAUAUUCUAAUUGGCACAGAUAAAAUUAAAUCUAUAGCCUAGUUAGCAAGUAAUUUUUUUUUUCAAACGGUACCGCUUUUUAAACCGAUGUUAGGAUUUCUAGACGUAUACGUCAAUUUCAACAAACAAGAUUAUUUUUUAAGUUGUAAAGCGCAAAAAAGACGGAUUUCUACCUUGUAACCACCAUAAGGUUUUGACUGUACAGUGUUUAUCUCGGAGUGUAACUGAAAAACAAAACUACAGUACUUGAAUAAACAUUGAAUAUGCCAAAUAUUGCAUCUGUUUAUAUAAAGAAGACAAAAUAACAAAUAAAAACAAAUUUAUUUGUUAAACCACUGAAUUAUUUAAGCCUGAUAAAUUCACAAUUUUUUCCCAAUGAGCAGUUUCUUCGAAGCAAAAAUUCCCAAAAUGGCCAAUUUUGUCGAUAAAAAAUUCCCAAUUUGGUCAGACUCUUUCCCAAAAUAGGCAGAAAAACCCCUGAUUCUAAUUGGCAUAGAUAAAAUAUGUUUCUUAUUUAUACGUAAAUUUACUUUCAUUUCAAUGUGUAUGGCUUUAAGGACAAAGAACUAGAUAUUAGUUUUUCUUAUGGCCGGGGACAAAAUCUGUAUCUUCUCUUAAUAACAAAUACCAUAGUAACAAAAUUAAAAAUAAAUAUAUAAUGUAACUAUUGUUUUUGUUUAAAUCGGGUCGUAUAUGGAAUUUACAAAUAGUCAAAUUCUUACUGACAUUAAAAAACAAAAUCUUGCAAAUUCAAAAUUUAUUAGAGUGAGAUUUUCUUAUAUAUGUUGACAGUUUAAGAAAAAUAAGAUUACUAUUUCUCAUUGACAAUUUUGAAGCAUAAGGGUUCAAAGAAGUGAAAUGUAAGGCUAUUUUCAAUUUUGGAAUAUCUUGAGAAUACAUGUAAAUGUAGGUCUGACAACUUUUUAGAUGCUACUAAUGAUUUAUAGAACAAUGGGUUUGAGAUGUAAAGAUUGGUAAGUGUUGGAAUACUAUUUUGCUUGCAGUUCUAUGCAAGCUGUUAAUAAUUGUUUAUUCAUACUUUUUAAUCUUUUCACAAUAACUAUGAAAGCAGUUUUCUAAAGGUGCUUAGUGGAAGUUGUAGUUAAUGAUUACACAUAAUAUGCAAUAUAACAUUGUUAACAUGAAUGAGUUUGUGGAUUUUAUAAGACUAAUGAUAUGAGAGUGUACAAUGAUUGUUUUGUUUUUGUUACUUUUCCAUCAGUUGUUUUGUACGGAUGUCGAUCGUAUCUCAUUUAUUUAUUGUGUACAUAUUACAGAUUUUGUAGAUUAUAAUACAGAAAUAUGAUGUUA
Dreissena polymorpha is the source of this 4209-nucleotide messenger RNA. Its product is annotated as mesoderm induction early response protein 1-like. Gene Ontology annotation, biological process: negative regulation of transcription by RNA polymerase II. The transcript has 13 exons. The record is from RefSeq and is a predicted model, not a curated record. NCBI's taxonomy places the organism in Eukaryota, Metazoa, Mollusca, Bivalvia, Myida, Dreissenidae. Bases 39 to 1715 code for a protein of 558 amino acids. Gene Ontology annotation, molecular function: histone deacetylase binding; transcription corepressor activity. Gene Ontology annotation, cellular component: nucleoplasm.